Molecule: messenger RNA, 2544 nt
Organism: Megachile rotundata (alfalfa leafcutting bee)
Lineage: Eukaryota; Metazoa; Arthropoda; Insecta; Hymenoptera; Megachilidae
Source: RefSeq, a predicted model, not a curated record
AUGAAGAAACUCGUGAGUUUAUUCAUGUGAACACUAAUAGAUUAUUUCAAUUUUUACUCAGUUAUUUCAGAAUAUAAAAAAUGAAUUCAAAACAAAUUACAUCAAUUGCGCUGUAGUUCACACAUUUGUGCUGUUUUAGAAAUGGCGCAAAAUCAUGGUGCACAUUUUCUCAACUUUUGGAUAUAAUAAAACGUCACCAAAAAGAAGGAACGCCAUGAAAAACAUGAUAGGACGUAAGUUAUGCUGUAAGGAUUGGAAAAUUAGUAGCGAACACAAAAUCCCGUCUGACUUGAGUAAUUCUAUCUGUCUGUGUUCACGGUUUCAUCGUCCUGGCUUCUACCACGCCAAUCAAACUGAAAUCUAACCUAAAAUUUAAGAUCUAUAAAAACAAUGUUUUCUUUUGAAUUUACUCAUUCCCGGGAAAUUUAUUUGGCUAAUAGAAAUCAAAUUAAAUAACAAUGCGAAACAUAAUUGCAACAAUGUCAUUUCAUUCAUCCCGACACAUUCUCAUCUAUAUUUUACAUUUAAAUGUUUGGAUAUGCAAUAUUAGGGACAGUAAACACUGCCAUUAUUCACCCUAAAUUUAAAUUUAAAUUUGAUUUUACCAUUUCCGUUUCAACAAGAUGACACAGAAACUAUUUGUACAUACUGCAGGUUUCGUACAAUUCUUGUACUUUCCCCAAUUAAUAAAUAAUAUGUAUUUAAUUAUGAAAUAGAUUACUAGCUAUAACUUUUAUAAUGGAUGUAAAUACUCCGGAAGAUGAAGAUAUAUCCUUCCAUUUGGGGGAAAUGUUUGACAGUUACGAAGAAUUGGAACAUAAAUUGGAAAAAUUUUCAAAGCGUAGUCUUGUUCACUAUUGGAGAAGAGAUAGCAGGACAGUUAGCGGUGCUCAUAUGAAAACUGCUCGUCCAAUUAGCGAGCGUUUAAAGUAUUAUUCUGUGAAAUAUGCUUGUAUCUAUGGUGGUCAGAAGUUUUUACCACGUGGAGCUGGCAGGAGACAGUCUCAAUCAAUAAGAACAAAUUGUCCUGCUCAUAUUAUGUUAAGAGCAUCAAAAGAUGGUACAAAAUUAGAGGUAACUAGUGUCAAUAAUGAACAUAAUCAUGAAAUUUCAGAGGAAUUAUUUAAAAACCUUCCACAAGAAAGGAAAUUAUGUGGUGAAAUUAAGCAGGAAGUACAGGAUCUCAUGCAAUUACACAUUGAUCGUAAGAGGUUGAAAGAAUAUGUACGACUGCGAACAAAUAAAAUACUCAGAUCCAAAGAUUUAUUUAAUAUAGCAGCAGCUAACAAACAGAAAAGGAAUAUAACACCCGAAAGAGCGUAUCAGUUGUUUAAAAAAAUUCAUGACAUAGAGAAAAUGCAAGGUAGAGAUAACGAUAGGAAGGUACAUUCUGAAUCUGAAGAUGAAAUCGCACAGACAAUAAAAAGGAUGAAAAAAGAACAGGAAUCUCCUUGGGGUCAAGAUGAACUACCUACCGAAUUAGAAGUAAGUGAAGGAAAUGAUGGUGAAGAUUCCUACAGUGGUCAAUUAACUCAAGAAGAAGUAGUAGAUGAAAUUGACACAACUGAAGGUGAACUACUAAGAACAAACAAUGAUGGUGAUAUUAUAGCAGCAAAUGGUGAAAUUGUAGGAGAAUUAGUAAUGCAAGACGGAGAUCCAUCCGUAAUCGUUGAAUCUAUUGUAAACGCGGAUGGUUCCGUUUUCGUAGACGAAAGAGAAUUCAAUACUUAUUGUAACAAUCACUUAUCACAUACAGUGGAUGGCAGUCAAUCUCCUAGUACUAGAGUUCUAGAUAUCGAAACUAUGACACCUGCCACUGAUAUAGAAAAGAUGAAAGCAGCUCCCACUUCUCCUAAACAACAGAAUAGGCCCAUUACACCACAGUCGCAGCAGCCUGUAAAAUCACCGAGUGCUUUCGAUGAAACUACAGACUCUAGAAUUUGGAUUAUGAAGGAAGCUACAAAUCCAGAGACAGACACUGAUAACGGACCUGAAAGUGAAGUGAAUCGUUCAAAUUUAGAAGCGACUACAAAAGCGGACAUUGAAGCGCCGGAAGUAAUACUAUCGGAUGAAGCCAGUCAUCAAUUGCUUCAGGAACAAUUAGCCGUGCUUCGCGCAGAAAAAGGAAAGUUAUAUCACGAAACUGAAAUGUUAAAACUUAAGAAGGAUAAAUUGAAGUUACAGAUGAACUGUUACUCUAAUGAAAUACGGAAGCAAGAAAUGGAAAAGGAGAAACUUAGACUCGAAAUUAAAUUGUUGCAAUCGAAAGUUAUGGAAGAUUCGAACGAUGUUUCUCAUUAUAUUUUUGUGCCUUGAGCGACACAGUGUGGUAAAAGACGAACGAUUAUAAAACACAAGUAUCGCGUGAACAAAUUGUAAUGGCUUUUUUAUGAGAUCAUUAAAUUAUGCUCAAAGCAGUAAUUUAAUUUUUUUAUACGCGUAUAACAAAGCAAGGUUGUUUGUUUACUUACUUUUAUUGAACGGAGUCAUCGCAGUUUGUAAUUGAUGUUGAUAUUUUUCUUAUUCUUGUACAUACUUAAUCGA